AGGAGAUGGACCUGUCACGACAAGCUUAUCUGUCUACUUCACAGGUCAAAGCAGAUAACUAUCGGGGAUGUAUCGAGGAGGCCCUAGGCGAGUAUUAUGAGCUUGUGUGCUCGCACCAAUUAGUUGGCAUGCUCCUCUGCGUCUAUGCGCACAAGUCCAUCACACCAACCAUCAGCGAUGUCGAAAAGUCUGCUGUCCCAACGGGCUUUGCCAACUUAUUAGGCAACAAAGGCGCCGUUGGAAUUCGUCUCAAGGUCUUCAACACAUGUUUCGCAUUCAUCAAUUGCCAUCUUGCCGCUGGUCAGGCUUCGCCAGAGAAGCGAAAUGAUGACUUGAUUGACAUUGGUAAGAGAAUAUUCAAUGAGAGCGGAAUCUGGGAAAAUUCCCUUGACCGGGUCGACACUCUUUUCUACAUGGGUGAUCUCAACUACCGUGUCGAGCUCAGUCACGAAGAAGCACACAUCUCACUGGGUCAAAAGAAUAUGAAGGAGCUUUUAGCUUACGAUCAGCUUCGUCACGAGCGGCGGCGAGAGCAUGCUCUGAGCGACUUUGAGGAGGCAGAUAUAACGUUUAUGCCGACCUACAAGUUCGAUAUCGGCACAGACAACUAUGACUCGUCAGAGAAGCAGCGUGUGCCGUCAUGGACAGAUCGCGUUCUUGUUCGUUCAAAAUUGCCCAUGCAAAUCUUGCCUGAGCACUACAAGUCUUGGCCACAGUACAUGCAAUCAGAUCACAAGCCCGUUUCUGCUGUUAUCAAGGCUACCUUCGAGACAGUUUUGACCGAUAAAUUAGACGUGGUGCGACAGGAGAUUCUGCGUGAGCUUGACAGGCAUGAGAAUGAGGCCAUCCCCGCGCUGUCUGUUCUGAGUGACGAGGUUGACUUUGGGUGCGUCAGAUACAGACAGCCAGUCACACGAACUGUGCGAGUCCGCAACGACGGUCGUGUCGACAGUAGGUUCAGGUACGUCCGACGCGAUGCUGCAGAUGACUGCCCUUGCAAGCGAUGGUGUUGGUCACUACCCAACGGGGAUCUUCUUUCACCAGGCGAGGAGAUGACGCUCCAAUUGACUGUGUGCCCUGAUGCAAUCGAUGCACAAGCGCUCAACAGUGGAACGGAUACUUUGUCAGAUAUUCUCGUGAUUGCAGUCGAGGGCGGCAGGGAUGCCUAUCUAUCUAUCAAAGGACAAUGGCAGCGUAGUAGCUGCGGACAAACACUCGUGGCAUUGUCUCGUCGGACCAUCUUCAAGGAUGGUGAAGAUGAAGAAGAGUCUUCCAUUCCAAGGGAAAUCUACAUGCUAUGCGAUCUCAUCACUGAAUUGUGCGGAUCUGAAAAUGUCGAUGUCGCUACGCUGUUUGAAUACGAGCCCGCAGCCGAAGAAGUCGAUGAGCUUCAGAACAAGCUUGAGCAGAGUGCUCCUUCCAAUACGGCCUUGGCAAGCAAGUGCCAUCCAGCAAUAGCACUGGCCUUGCUACUCGAAAUUCUCGAUACACUGGCUGAACCACUUGUUCCUUGCGAUAUGUACAAAGACGCUCUGGCUAGCAGCGCAAACCCGCAGCAGGCCCUCGAUUUCCUCGAUACAUUGCCAAGUCUGCAAGCUAAUGUGCUGAUUUACUUGAUUGCCUUCUUGAGAUCAUUGCUUGAAUUGCGACAAGGCAAGCCUGCGCCUGCGCCUGCCAAGACUGCAACAUUGGAAAAGGGCAAAGUACAUCGGGCCAGCGCCGGUGAGCUUGCUGGAGCAAUUAUGGGCCCAUCAGCAAUCAUGGCUCGAGAUUUAUUCGUAGACCGGCUAUUUGGUGUAUUCGGCCGGGUCCUGCUGCAACCAGAGAAUUUGGCAGCAAGAUGCGAAGAUGCUGAUGAAGCAUUAGAAGGAAGACGGGAUGAGGCGACAAGGAAGCGGAACUUGUUACGCCAUUGGGUACUAGCUACGUUGAACCAAGCUUAGACAAAUG
Messenger RNA from Protomyces lactucae-debilis, 1950 nucleotides. Its product is annotated as Endonuclease/exonuclease/phosphatase. NCBI's taxonomy places the organism in Eukaryota, Fungi, Ascomycota, Taphrinomycetes, Taphrinales, Protomycetaceae. Gene Ontology annotation, molecular function: phosphatidylinositol-4,5-bisphosphate 5-phosphatase activity. The transcript has a single exon. The coding region runs from base 6 to 1943 and encodes 645 amino acids. The record is from RefSeq and is a predicted model, not a curated record. Gene Ontology annotation, biological process: signal transduction; phosphatidylinositol dephosphorylation.